GUGAAUGAUAACGGACGAGCACCUGUACAAAAUAUAUAUAUCUUUUACUCGUUAAUUAAAUAUUUCUUUUGCCAACCUCAUAGUGUUCCUAGAUCCAUCUGAUCGAUCUCUAGUCCAAACUAUAUAUGGAUGUGUAGUUGAUUGAUGAUCCUUACUCUCCAAAAACCAAGUCUUUUGUUGUUCAUGUCCGAGAUCGAGCUGAAAUGAACCAAAUAAGCGCAAUGGGGGAUGAACAAUCCCUGAUGAGCCAGCAGCAAAAACCACACAUUACGGUCCUAUCGAGCCCAGGCAUGGGUCACGUGACCCCUCUUAUCGAGUUAGCGAGGCGACUCAUCGUUGAUCAUGGGUUCCAGGUCACCGUCCUUGCCAUCACCACCGACGCACCACCCGCCCAGGUUCAGCUCCUCAACAAUCCCUCUCUCCCAUCCGACCUCCACGUCGUCCACCUCCCUCAAGUUGACGUGUCAUCUACUGAUUCUGGUGACGGACCGGCCGGAGUAGUACCACGUCUCCUUUACAUAGUACAAGAGACCCUUCGCUCGCUACGCUCAGUUCUAAUCAGUUUACAAAGGCCAUUAAGUAGAGCUCUAAUCGUCGAUCCCUUUUGUAUCGAAGCUCUCGAAACCGCCACGGAUCUUUCUAUCCCCACGUACCUUUUCUUGACGGGUUCAGCUUCAUUUCUGGCGUUGACCAUGUACUUCCCCACCAUCCAUGCAGCCCAAGUUGGCCGGGACUACAGUAACAUCGGAGACAAGGUUUGUAUCCCUGGUUGCAAGCCCUUGUGGCUUGACGAUCUUGUCCCUGAACUUUUGAUCCCCCAACUGUUGAAUCUAUCUAAUCGUGUCCCGGUGCUCAAGGGCGUUUUGGUCAACACAUGGGAGGAGUUGGAGCCAGUAACGCUCAGUGCAUUUAAAGAGAACCCUUUCUUUCUUCGUGUACCAUCGCCUCCAACAUAUCCGAUUGGUCCGUUAACUAAAAUCGAUACUGAACCGGUGGCGUCAACUGAAUCAAAUCUGUUGAAAUGGCUGGAGAAGCAGCCGCCGGAGUCAGUUGUUUACGUGUCGUUUGGCAGCGGAGGGACUCUGUCGGCUGAGCAGAUGACUGAGUUGGCCUUCGGGUUGGAACUGAGUGGGAAACGAUUCCUUUGGGUGGCUCGGCCUCCUAGUCAAGCUAAUGCAUCCGCAAGCUUCUUCGAAACUGGCUGUGAUGAUGCCCGAGAUCCGGCGUCGUUUCUCCCAGAUGGGUUCUUGGACAGGACGCGAGAGCUGGGGGUGGUGACACUAUCGUGGGCCCCACAAGUGGCGGUGCUCAGACAUCCAUCGGUGGCCGGGUUUGUGACUCACUGCGGAUGGAACUCUGUACUGGAGAGCAUUGUUCAUGGCGUGGCGAUGAUUACUUGGCCGCUCUACGCCGAGCAGAAAAUGAAUGCGACAAUGUUGGUGGAUGAAGGGGUGGCUGUGAGGAUAAAGAAGCUUCAGGUUGAGCAAGAUGGGAAGAGGAUUGCGGGGCGUCGUGAAAUCGAGACGGCGGUGAGGAUGGUUAUGGAGGGUGAGGAAGGAAAGAGGAUGAGGCAGAGGGCCAGAGAGCUUCAGAGCAGUGCUGUGAGUGCUUUGAGUCAUGAUGGGUUGUCUAGUGGAUGUCUCACUCGCCUGGGAAACAAAUGGCGUGACGGAGGCACGGUUUGA
Molecule: messenger RNA, 1685 nt
Organism: Rosa chinensis
Lineage: Eukaryota; Viridiplantae; Streptophyta; Magnoliopsida; Rosales; Rosaceae
Product: UDP-glycosyltransferase 72E1
Exons: 1
Coding region: 204-1685 (493 amino acids)
Molecular function (GO): UDP-glycosyltransferase activity
Source: RefSeq, a predicted model, not a curated record